Pogona vitticeps (central bearded dragon) is the source of this 1165-nucleotide messenger RNA. The record is from RefSeq and is a predicted model, not a curated record. NCBI's taxonomy places the organism in Eukaryota, Metazoa, Chordata, Lepidosauria, Squamata, Agamidae.
UAAAAUUUCCAACAUGAAGAUCAUGAAUAAAACAAGACCUCUUGUUUCGUAUUGCAGGACUGUGAUCGUGAAUAACAAGACUUUAACAGCAUGUGCUGGUGUUCGUUAUGAUAAUGUUGCGGUUAUGAUAGAAAGCAUUGUGAGUCAAGAACCUUUGGGAAGGAUUUACACUCUUCCUGGAUAUUCAGGAGACAGCCUGACAACUUACCCACAUGCAAAUAAGAGUAUUUUACUUCAACAGCCAAGUAAUGGGACAAAUGAUCAAUUUCUUGGUGAUUUAACACAAAACAUCAUCAACAGCUUCAUUCUCAUUGUUUGUCUUUCGGGUCUUGUGGGAAAUGGAGUGGUCAUCUGGCUUCUCGGCUUCCAAAUUAAGAGGAACCCUUUCACCACCUAUAUCCUCAACCUCUCCGUAGCUGACUUUGGGGUCCUCAUCAGUCUAAUCAGUGCAGCUGCAUGUGUGACUGUAAACUCCCCGAGAAUUAACAUUUUCUCUCGUCUUUUUUUUACCAUAUUUCUGGAACUUUUUUUCUGCACCUACUCUACUAGCCAGUUCCUAUUGGUAGCCAUUAGCCUUGACAGGUGUGUGGCUGCUCUUUUCCCCCUUUGGCAUCGAUGCCACCGGCCCCCACAUUUGUCCAUCAUUAUUUGUACCCUAGUAUGGAUCCUCUGCUUUCUGCUUGCUGGAAUUCACUUCACUCUCCUCAUGACAGGUAUCUCUGAAGGUUCCCCGCUCUUCUUUCAGCUCAUUGUGAAUGUUCUGCUUGGCGCUCCCCUCAUGCUCAUCUCCACUCUCAUCCUGUUCAUUCAGGCGUACUGCAAAGCAAAACAAUCUCAGCGAGGAAAGUUCGUCACAGCCAUCUUACUCGCUCUCCUUUUCUUUCUUAUCUUUGCUUUUCCUCUAAAUCUAUUGUACAUCAUUUAUUCAUAUUAUGUGUCCUUUCCCAACCUGAUAUUUGUUGGUUUCGUGUGUGCUUCUUUGAACAGUAGUAUCAACCCACUAAUUUAUUUCUUGGUGGGAAAAAGACAGAGGCAGAGUCACACGAAGGUGUCCAUCAAGGUGGCACUCCAAAGGGUUUUUGAGGAUGAGCAAGACAGCAAAGGAGUGGAGAACACGCCACGUGAAACCCUGGAGUGAUCAGAUCAAGUUUAAUAUGGUCAUAGA